CAAGUAACGCAACAUAAAUAGUUUUUAUUGAAGUUAUCCCUGCUGUGAUGGAUAGUCUUAUAUAACCUUUUUUUAAACAUCACUUCUCCUGUUUUUACUAUAUUUAUUUAUAAAGACAGUGCAUUUGUGUAAAACGUAUAUAGAUAGAUAGAUAGAUAGAUAGAUGGAUGGAUAGAUAUAGCUAUAGAUAGAUACAAAUAUAUAUAAAAUAGUGAUUUUCUCUGACUCAUUUUAAGAAGGAUAUUAGUAAUGUAUGUUGUAGUCGUGUUUUCUCCACUCAUUACGGUAAUCUUUGAGCCAACAGUUGCGCUCGGUGUUUGUCGUUUUAAAGCGGUAAACUGCUGAAUGAGAGGACAUUUUAUUUUUAACAACCCUUAUUCUAGUUUGAUUUUGAAUAUGGAAACCAGCUUGUCAUUUCUUUUUGAAUUGCACUGAAAUUAACGACCGACAUCAGUUCUUCCUGACAGAAAAUAAUGUCCCUGGACUGUAGCGCAUUGAUUUUUGAGUCCGCGCGUCAUUUCCACGCUGUUUUGAGCUGUUUCCUCGUUUAAGCGACGGUUAUUCUGUGAUAUAUAAUGGCCAUGUCAGUCUCGGAGAGAAACUCUGGAUCUGAGGAGAAGGAAGAGGAGAGCGAGGAUGAGAGUGAGAUCGUGGAGGAGAGUCCGUGCGGUCGCUGGCAGAAGCGAAAAGAGCAGGUGAGUCAGGGGAAUGUUUCUGGCGUGGAGAGAGCCUCUCUGGCCAUGGACACUGAAGAGGGUGUAGAGGUGGUCUGGAACGAGGUUCUCUUCCAGGACAAGAAGGUCUUCAAGACAGUGGAGGACAAAAUGAAGGAGAUGUUUGACAACCUGAUGCAGGUGGAUCAUCCAAACAUCGUCAAAUUUCACAAAUAUUGGCUGGAUAUCGGAGACAAUCAUGCCCGGGUUGUGUUCAUCACAGAGUACAUGUCGUCUGGCAGCUUGAAACAGUUCCUCAAAAAGACCAAGAAAAACCACAAGAGCAUGAAUGUCAAGGCCUGGAAACGCUGGUGUACGCAGAUCCUGUCUGCCCUCAGUUACCUGCACUCCUGUGACCCUCCCAUAAUUCACGGCAACCUCACCUGUGACACCAUCUUCAUUCAGCACAACGGCCUCAUUAAAAUUGGAUCAGUUUGGCAUCGGCUCUUUGUGAAUGUGUUCCCAGAAGGGGGCGUCCAAGGUAAACUACACCAACACCGAGACGAUAAGAGGAACCUGCACUUCUUCAGUCCAGAGUAUGGCUCAUGUGAAGAUGACUAUGCUAUUGACAUCUUCUCUUUUGGGAUUUGUGCUUUGGAGAUGGCCGUGUUGGAGAUCCAGGCCAAUGGAGAUUCAGUUGUGUCCAAAGAGGCCAUAACCAAUGCGGGCCAAUCAUUGGAAGACCCGCUUAUGAGGGAGUUCACCCAGAUGUGUGUGCGUCACAGUCCCAGACUCCGGCCGACGGCACAUGACCUGCUGUUUCACCGCGUGCUGUUUGAAGUGCACUCACUCAAGCUGCUCGCCGCACACUGCCUCAUCAACAACCAGUACAUGCUUUCAGAGAACUGUGUGGAGGAGAAGACCAAAUCAUUUGACCCAAAUGGAGUCAUGGCAGAGAUUAUUCACAAAGAUCGUCCUUGUGUUCAGCUCAAGUAUUCUCACGUUUCUCCUCUAGAGCUGGACAAGUUUCUGGAGGAUGUGAAGAAUGGCAUUUACCCGCUGAUGAAUUUUGCGUCCACUCGACCCUAUCCUGUGCCCCGCGCCCUCUCCAUGUACCAAGAACAUGUGGAGACGGCGAAGACCCCCACACCCGAGCCACAAGACCCUGAGACCAGGAAGGUGGUACAGAUGCACUGUAACCUGGAGUCCAAUGAAGACACUACUAAAACCCAUCUCACUCUAUUCUUGAAACUUGAUGAUAAACUCCAUCGGCAGCUCAGCUGUGAUAUUAUGCCAAAUGACAGUUCCAGAGAUUUGGUCAAUGAACUUAUCCAUUAUUCCUUCAUCAGCGAGGAGGAUGGUGACAAGAUCGUGGCAUUCCUGGAGGAUGCUUUGAACCGACACCGUGGGUCUGCUAGUGCCAUAACAACCAUAUGAAUGACCGUGGUCUGUUGCCAUCGCGAUGGACACGUGGAACCUGAGAGGGAGGCCCGCCAACACAGUAACUAGGACAAUGGAAACAAACGAUCCAGUUUGUCAGUUAGAAUGGAUAGUUGAAAUUGGGACUGUGGUCAAAUUAAGAUGACAGAACAUGGCACACUGGUUUUUAUGACAACGGGUGAUUUGACCAGGUUAGGGGGAUCCAAGAAUGCCCACAUCUAAGAUGAUUGUGCUAACCUCCCCGAGUCUCCAUCCAGCACUUCCAGGUGUCACAGUAGGAACCGUCCUUCCCACAAUCCCACGGGAUGCUUAAGGGCAGUUCGGCUUCUCUUGAAGAGAGUUGUACAGUAUGUGGUGUAGAAGGUGUCUGCUGUGGAGAGCUCAGUAGAUGAAAGCUAAUUUGUUAAUGUUCAAUAUUGCCAUUUUUCUUCAUUUUGUGUCUUAAACCCAGUUCUAUGGAAAAACUAGGCCAGAAACAUAUUCUACACAAGUAUGCCAACACAUUGCAAGUGCAUGUGCGUUUUUGUGUUACUGUGGCAUUAACAAACCAGAGUACUCCAGAGGGAAUCAUACAGUUGCUAUAUAUAUAUAUAUAUAUAUAUAUAUAUAUAUAUAUAUGCCAUUAAAUCCGAUUUGGUGAUAUAGCUAACUAUAAACAUCAGAAGUUAAGCUUGACAAGUUUCUCUUCAAACUGUUGCUCUGUCAUAUAAAGAGUUUACUCUAAUGUUCAUGCUUCGCUAGUGGCAAUGCUUUAAAUCCGAGGUAGCACAGCUAGAAGCAUUAAGAUUGACUGACUUGCGUAGAUUGUUACUGUCCUGAGGAAAUAACAAACUUGGCAUUAAUAUGGCAUCAUCGGAUUGAAGAGUCAGUUAGGAUGUACAUUUUCUGGAGAGUUACCCAUUAUGUUUUAGCUCGUCAGUUUGCCCAAAAUGCAGUCUUCCAAAAUAUAUCUUAUGAAGAUGUUGCUUUAACUGAUGUGGUUAAGGCCAAUUAAAAGAAUGUGAUUUGUAAGUCUUCACAUUGCCCUGUCUGCUAUCAAACGAAUGUCUUAAUAUGAAGUUGGAGUGUUUUGCAUAUAAAGGAAUGUAUUGCCUUGUAUGAACAGUGCUGUUUUCUUGUGUGUAAUAACUCUAUUUGAAAAUUAUUUCAAAGAGCCACAUACAGAUCGUGAGAAACGUGAAGGAUCCUGGUUAGUCAAGCAGCUAACCAGUUGUCAAACUACAUGGUUUUGGUGAUGGCUUUAAGAUCUAAACAUUUUUGUUUGAUAUACGAAGAAGUUCUUUGUCAUCAGCAUUUACUUAACUGAAUAAAGUUAAACUAUCUCUAUUAAAAUGAUCACGGUUUAAAUAAA
Molecule: messenger RNA, 3444 nt
Organism: Carassius gibelio (silver crucian carp)
Lineage: Eukaryota; Metazoa; Chordata; Actinopteri; Cypriniformes; Cyprinidae
Product: nuclear receptor-binding protein 2
Exons: 18
Coding region: 576-2090 (504 amino acids)
Biological process (GO): intracellular signal transduction; protein phosphorylation; endoplasmic reticulum to Golgi vesicle-mediated transport
Cellular component (GO): endomembrane system; cytoplasm
Molecular function (GO): protein serine/threonine kinase activity; ATP binding
Source: RefSeq, a predicted model, not a curated record